Molecule: messenger RNA, 12901 nt
Organism: Aphanomyces astaci
Lineage: Eukaryota; Oomycota; Saprolegniomycetes; Saprolegniales; Verrucalvaceae
Exons: 5
Coding region: 21-12785 (4254 amino acids)
Biological process (GO): microtubule-based movement
Cellular component (GO): dynein complex
Molecular function (GO): ATP binding; dynein light intermediate chain binding; dynein intermediate chain binding
Source: RefSeq, a predicted model, not a curated record
UUUGGAACACUCGCGAAAGGAUGGGGCGCGAAGGCAUGGACGUGCGUCGGUCUUACGUGCUUCAGCUUUUGGAGUCUCUGUGGCGGGACAAAGAUGCCGACUUGAGUCAGAUCACCGAGGAUAAGGCCCUCGCGUCCUUCUUGGACGACACAGCCUGCACCCUCCUGCAAGUCCGACUUGGCGCCGAUAAAAAGAUAUCGCUGUUCACGACUGUGCAAUGGGACGACAGCAACAACGCAGCGGAGGGUACAUCAUCCCAAGCCGUGUUGCUCGUGAAGACGCUGCCACAGCCUUUGACGGCAGACAACUUGUCGACCAACAUCCAAGUGUCGUCCAUGACAAACUCCCCGCUGUAUAGUUUGUUCCAGUCCGUGCAUAACAUCUACGCGCCUCUUUUGCUCAACGGGGGCAGCGCCAGCCUAUCCCAAAAGCUCAAGGACGUUCUCCUGGAACUCGACGCUGGCCUCCAGACCACCGUGCGCGAAAAGGGCACCAACGACAAAGGUGGCGACGUCAACUUGUUUGGCAUCGUGACCGUGCAAGACGAAGUGCAGUUUUGGGAAAAUAAUAUGACUGGCCGCGACAGGGAGCGCGCUUCCAAGUUCAGCAGUUCUCUAGACGCGAUUCAGUCGAGAUAUGGCACUCUGGACGCGUUGACGUUCGACGACAUGUCGGAGCUGCUAGACGACACCAACAACACGGUGGACGACAUUUGGCGCGCCGACUUAGACGGUGCGGCACAGUACCCGCAAAAGCGCAUGGUGCAUUUUUUCGGCCUGAUCGACCACGCUCUCAACAGCUUUAUCGUGCUCAAAGCAGGCACGUUGAACGUAUGGAAAGGCGCGUUUCAUGCGGUGCAAGUAACACUGACGCAGUCGAUUGCGCUGUGCGAAAAGUGGAUUGGGUACAUGGAGCAAUUGACCGGAACGUUUUGGCCGUCGUACGCCGAGCAUCCGUGGGAUGGCCACGCCCACGACGACGCACUGCUACCACCGCUGAUGAAGCGCUUGGAAGAAGUGCUUCGGCUGCGCACAACCUUCGAAGAGCUCGUGUCGCUGUGCACGGACAAGGCGCUGACGGCAUCCUGCUUUGACGUGUUCGACCGCGUGCAACCGCUGCAGUACAAUCCGUACACGGCGAACGCGUGGCAACGCACCGUGGACGAGUUUGAGGCGCUCUUGGCCCCGAUUGAAGCCCAGGCAGGGGCGAACCUCCGCGAGCGGAUGGCCACCGUGAUCAGCAAACCCACAACGGCGUUGCGGUACUUGCAGCAGUACCGCGCGUUGUUGAAACGACCGGCAAUCAGUCGGGUGCUGUCGGGUGAACGGGAUACCCUCCUUGCCCAAAUUAUGGCGCAGAUCGACCAACUGGGCAGCGAUUUCGAGAACCGCGCCAACGAAGAUGCGCCAUGCGGGAAGAAUCUGUCGGCCAAAGUCAACUACAUUGUGUGGGGCACGAUGCUGACCAACCGCAUCACGACCAUCCUGAGUUUGGCCACGACGGUACUGGACGACUUGCCUGGCUUUGGCGGGUUGAAAAAAGCCGGCGACCAAGUGCUCCAGAAGAUCCACGGCACGAUCACCGAACACAUUCGGUCGUGGCAAGAAGACGUGGAAGAAAACCUGAGCACGAGCGAGUCAUCGCUCAAGCUCAGCGGUCGGCUUAUGGAGAUCGACAAGGCCGGGAUCUUGACGGUAAACUACAGCGAGUUUCUCGUCACGUUGCUGCGGGACGUGCGUCAACUCACGGAACUAAACGCCACGGACCCCGGCAGCAAGCAGCGUGCGCCAUGGGUGCCGCCGCGGGUCCUCCAAGUGGCACUCGAAGCGGAAAAGUACUACCGGUACGGCGUCACGCUGAAGAAGGUGGCCAACUUUUACAACAACAUGGAGAGCCAAAUCAUCGACGAGCAGAAACCCAUGCUAUUGGACGCGUUGGUCGCGUUCGAAGACAUUGUGCGCCGCCCGGGCGUCAAGUCCGCCGCGGCUUCUGCAAAAACCACCACGUCCAAGCAGAAACCAGUAGACGUGACGUGGAACAACUUGGAAGAAUGCGAAGAGUACGUCCGCCAACUCCAGCAGGCGGCGGACGCGCUGUCAGUGGAGAACCGCAAGCUGCGCCGCGCGCAUGACAAGGUGAGCGAAGAGUUAGUCGUGCUCAUGGACGUCGACUUGCUGCGGUACCCGGAAAAGUGGAAGGACAAGUUCGACACGAUCAAGGCGUUUGUGACGACGACCGUCAAGAAGUAUGACCCCAGUUUGACCAAAAAGUGGCUCCUCUUUUGGGACUACCAGCUGUACAAGGUGCUCGAAGCAGGGUACCAGAUCGGCCUCGAGAGUUUGAACGAAAACCUGCCGGAAAUCAAAGUCGAGCUGGUGUUUCCCCAGCGCGGGGCGUUGGCGUUCAAGCCCCCCAUCGAAGACCUGCGGGCGAACUACUACAAGGCGAUGAAGAAGUUUAUCGGGCGCCCCGCCAUGUUUAAGGGCUUUGCCAACCCCCACGUCUUUGCCAGCAUGUGCGACAUGAACGCAGCCAACAUCGUCCAAGUGUACAAGAACGGCGAGCACUUGUUUGCAAAAUUGGAGCACGUGACCAAGGACUACGACCAGUGGACGUACUUGACGCACGCAUCCGACUUGGACGCGAUGCUCGAGAGUAUGCUCGGCGACGUCAACGACUGGGACGUCAACUUGAAAGCGCUCAAGGCGAAGCGCAAAGACAGCGACAAAAUUCCCGACUUUGUCAAGGUGGACUGCAUCAGCGUGUCGCUCGUGCCGUUCAAGUCGAGCUUGGACGAGUACUUGAGCCGGCUCCAGGACAGUCUGCUGCUCAGCCUUCGAAAGAGUCUAACUAGUCAUUUGAAGCUUGUGGAAGACUUUCUUGACUCGUCCAUGGACAAACUCAACAAGCGCCCCCACAGUAUUGAAGAGAUCGGUCAGGCGAAAACCGAAUGGAAGGCCAUCGAUGGCCACAAACCGUCGUUUCAGGCGCUGGUCCAGAAAGCCGAGAAGAAGAAGACGCUGCUGUUGAGCUCGGCCGGCGGCAGCAUCGACACGAGCGACGUCGUCUUUCGACUGUCGCAACUCCCUUCCAAGUGGGAGAACUUUGAGAUCGCUCUGGAAGCGUUCAACGACAUGAUCGAAGAGCAGCGUGAGAGCUUGAAGGGCGAGAUCGAAGCCAAGAUCAUAGAGUGCAACCAAGAAAUUGAAAAGUUUUCGCAGCGGUGGAACACACUCAAACCGGUGGACGUGACGACGUGGGAAGACGACGCGGUCAAGAAGAUCUACGACGCCAUGGUUGAAUGGCGCGAACAGUUUAACGAGAUCGUGCACAGGUCGACAACGUUGGUCGACAACUGCACGACUUUUCAAAUGACGUUGCCGCAGUUCGACGGCGUUCCGGCCCUCGAAAGUGAUAUUGCCCGCGUGGAAUUGAACUGGUCCAUGUACAAGGAAUACAAUGCCGAAGUGGAAGUGAUCGCCCAGCAAGACUGGAUCACGUUUCGUGAAAAGAUUUUUGACUUGGCGGACGUUGCGACCAAGUGGAGCGACAAGCUCAAACCCCUCGAUCACACGGGGGUGGUGGACCGCAUCUUGGACCACUGCGGCCACAUCAAGCGCGCUAUGCCAACGCUGAAAAUGUGUCGGGGCGACCCUUUCAAGGAGGAGCACUGGACGCAGCUCUUCCACAAACUCGGGGUGGCCAAGGGCGUGUCGCUGGUGCAACUGACGGUGGGCCACUUCCUUCAAUGUUUGGACGUACUGGAAGCCCAGGCGACUUUGCAGUUCGUUAAAGUACUGCACGCCCGCGCUCAGGGCGAAGUGACCAUCCGCGACGCCUUGCAAGAGCUCCGGGCGUGGACUCAAACGGCCGAGUUGGCCUUGCUGCUCCACGAACAAGACGGGAAAACGUGCUGCAUCAUCAAGGACUGGAAAGACAUUACGCUCCAAUUGGGCGACAACCAAUCGCUGCUGGCGUCGCUCAAGGAGUCGCAGUUCUUCAAGCCGUUUGCCGACCAAGCGAGCCAGUACGAGACCAAAAUGGCGUUGUUGGACCAGUGUCUGGUUCAGUUGAACCUGAUCCAGCGAAAGUGGGUCUACUUGGAGCCGAUCUUUGGCAAGGGCGCGCUACCGUCAGAAGCCUCACGGUUCAAGCGCGUGGACGACGAGUUCCGCGACAUCAUGCGGUCCGUCGAGACCGACCCGAAGCUGUUCAACUUGGCGGACGAGAUGCUCUUUCCUCAGCUACAGGACCGCCUCACGACGAUGGUGGACCAGCUGGAGCGGUGUCAGAAGGCGCUGGCCGACUUUUUGGAAGAGAAGCGGUCGCGGUUCCCUCGGUUUUACUUCAUCGGGGACGAGGACUUGCUGGAGAUUCUGGGCCAGUCCCAGAACCCUGCGGUGAUCCAAACGCACUUGAAGAAACUGUACCAAGGCAUCCAUCGCGUAGAAUUCAGCGAGAAGAAGGACCAAAUCGUGGCCAUGUGCAGCUCUGCGCAAGAAAAAGUCGUGCUCAACUCGCCCGUGACGAUCACAAGUGCUGUGGAGGAGUGGCUGGAGGCACUCACGGGUGAAAUGCGCAAGACGCUCAAGCUGCUGGUUGUCAAAGCCGCGGGGACGGCCAGCCCAGACUACGCCGAGUAUCCGUCGCAAGUGCUUUGUUUAGCUGAACAAAUCCGAUUCAAUGUGCAGUGCGAAGCCGCGAUUAAGAACGGCACUGUAUCCGACUUGAAAGCCAUGCUGCAGGACACCCUUCGAGAGCUCACGUCGCUCGAUCUAAGCCAAGAACCAUUGAUGCAUCUCAAAGUGAAGGCGCUGGUGCUGGACCUUGUCCACCACAUCGACGUGUGCGACCAGUUGGUCAAUACGCGAACGCUCACGGACUGGCUGUGGCAGAAACAACUGCGUUUUUACUUGGACAAACACAACCAGUGCGUGAUCAAGAUGAACGACGCCGUGUUCGCCUACACAUACGAGUACCAAGGCAACGCACCAAAGCUGGUGCACACGCCACUAACGGACAAGUGUUACUUGACGCUAACGCAGGGGAUGCAUAUGGGGUUUGGGGGGAAUCCGUAUGGUCCGGCUGGGACGGGCAAGACGGAAAGCGUCAAGGCGUUGGGGGGGCAAUUUGGACGCCAAGUGCUUGUGUUCAACUGCGACGAAGGCAUCGACUUUCAAAGUAUGGGUCGCAUCUUCAUUGGGUUGGUCAAAUGCGGGGCAUGGGGAUGCUUUGAUGAGUUCAAUCGGCUCAAGGAAGAUCAACUGUCUGCCAUUUCCCAGCAAAUUCAGCUCAUCCAAGACGCCAUCAAGAACCACGUGACGUCUAUCACGUUGCUCAACCGUCACGUGGACGUCGACUUCAACGCGGGUAUCUUCGUGACGUUGAACCCUGCUGGCAAGGGCUACGGAGGCCGGUCCAAGCUACCAGACAACUUGAAGGCGCUCUUUCGUCCGGUGGCCAUGGGUCGGCCAGACAACAACUUGAUCGCUGAAGUCGUGCUGUCGUCGGAAGGAUUCGGAGAAGCCAAAGACAUUGCGUCCAAAGUCGUGUCGCUGUACACGCUCAGCGGCCAACUGCUCACUCCCCAGCAACACUACGACUGGGGGCUUCGCGCGCUCAAGGCGGUGCUGAGUACCGCUGGUAAGUUGCUACAACUGGCCAAGAAACAAGUGUCCGGCCGGAUGACCAGCGCGCAGGAGACGGAAAUCCUCAUCAAAGCCGUGCGCAUCAACACGUUGUCCAAGCUAACGUUUGGCGACUCGCAGCGCUUUCUCGCGCUGAUUGGCGACGUGUUCCCUGGCAUCGCGUCGGCUGACAUUUCCGGCGGCGACUUGGAGGCGGCAAUCCGCGACGUCAUGGAGAAGAAGCCGUUCAGCUGCCAAGUGGACGACUUGCAGAUUCGAAAGAUGCUGCAACUCAAGGAGAGUUUAGACCAGCGCAUGGGGUGUGUUGUUGUCGGGCCGUCCGGAAGCGGCAAGAGCACCGUGUGGCAGGUCCUCCAGACGGCGAUGGUCCAGUGCGGCCAGCUGGUCAAGACGCACGUGAUGAACCCCAAGUCGAUGCCCCGCGAACGCCUGUUGGGGCAUAUGGACCUGGACACGCGCGAGUGGCACGACGGCGUGCUCACGGACGCGGCGCGCAAGGUCGUCAAGGAGCCGGAAACCACCCGAUCGUGGAUUGUCUGUGACGGGGACGUCGACCCCGAGUGGAUCGAGUCGCUGAAUUCUGUGCUAGACGACAACCACCUCCUGACGCUGCCCAACGGCGAGCGCAUCAACUUUGGACCAAACGUCAACUUUAUAUUUGAAACGCACGACCUACGCUUCGCGUCCCCGGCUACCAUCUCCCGCAUGGGCAUGAUCUUCCUCUCCGACGAGGACAUGGACAUGAAGCGGUUGGUGAGCAAGUGGCUCAAGACCCAACCUGACAGCGCCAACUUGUCGAAAUGGAUCGACGAGUUGUUUGUGUUGGCGUUGGACGAAGUGGCCAGGUUUGACAAGACCGUCGCGACCACCACCGUCGGCACCAUCAUGAACGGGUUGUCUCACGUCACAGGCUCCGCCACCAGGUCGGAAUUCGUCGUCGCGCUCAUUCGAGGUCUCGGGGCCAACUUGUCGAUGGCCCAUCGAGUGGCGUUUGCAAAGUCAGUGUUUCUCUUCGCCAACGAGCGGCCACCAGACAUCAGCGCGCCACUCGACUGUUUCUGCUCUGGGUCGACUUUUUCCGCCUACGAGACCAAGCGCGCGACGUACGACGACAGCAGCGCCGUCAUCUCAUCCACGUCGGUGAUUCAAACCGUGAGUAUGCAGCGAGGGCUGCACACGGUGGCGCCGUGGGUGGACAAGAUGACGCCGUUCAUCCUCGUGGGACCCCAAGGCGCAGGCAAGAACAUGCUGAUCCGCCAGGCGUUCCUGGCCACCAAGGGCACCAGCUUCUGUGUGCUGCAUUGCAACGCCCAGACCACGGCGGACCACGUGAUCGCUAAGAUCGCGCAGAGUUGCUCGUUGUUUUCGACCAACAAGGGACGCGUGUACCGGCCCCGCGAAGGCGACCGGCUGGUGCUGUACCUGAAAGACAUCAAUUUGCCCAAGCCAGAUCAGUACGACACGUGCAUGCUGAUUGCGUUUCUGCAGCAAUUGAUCACGUUCGAGGGGUUCUACGAUCCCAACUUGGAAUUUCUCGGCAUCGAGCGGAUUCAAAUCGUGGCGAGCAUGAACGCCGCCACCACCGUCGGCCGACACGUGCUGUCCACCCGCUUCACCGCCAUCGUCCGGGUCGCGUACAUGGACUACCCGACGGGGGACGAGCUCACGGCCGUCUACUCGACCUUCCUCGAGGCCGUGAGUGCGCUGCAAGACGCCACCAACCGCGAUAAACUGGCGCGGUCCAUGGUCGAACUGUACGAAAGCAUCCGAGCCAAGUUCAGCGUCGAUGACCACCGCCAUUACUUGUUUACACCGCGAGAUUUGACAAGGUGGACGUUUGGGCUGCUGCGGUACGACUUGGCGGGUGAAGAAGUGCUGGACGUGCUGGCGUACGAAGCCCGACGGUUGUUUCGGGAUCGGCUGGUGGACGCCGACUCUAAGUCCAAGUUCGACGCCGCGCUCAACACGAUUCUUAAAACCCACUGGCGGCACCACGCCAAGCUUCAAGACGCGUACUUUACCUCCCUUGGGCAAAAGCGACCGGACGACGAGUUGGCCCUCGUGCCGCUGCGGCGCAUGGCGACUGAGGACUUUUCUCAAGUGAUGGCGCAAGGCAUCGUCUUGUACGAGCGCGAAGAAAAGGAGCUCCAUAUGCUGCUGUUUGACGAAAUUCUGGACCACGUGGCGAUGGUAGACCGCAUUCUAUCGGAAGCCGGCGGGUCCAUGCUCCUGAUCGGUCAGUCCGGAGUCGGCCGCCGCACCGCCACAACGCUGAUCGCCCACAUGUUGGGAUACAAGCUGUUCACGCCCAACUUGACGCGCAAUUACACCGCCUCCGGGUUCAAAGCCGACCUCAAAACGGUGCUCGUGAGCGCGGGCGUCGAAGGCCAACACACUGUGCUGUACUUGGAGGACCACCACUUUGUCGAGGACGCGAUUCUCGAACUGACCAACUCGUUGCUCAGCGCGGGGGAAGUGCCCGGCUUGUACACCCACGAAGAGCUCGAGCCCCUCUUGGGCCCCCUCAAGGAGAAAAUGAUGGAGUCAACGAUUGCGUACCGCACCGUGUACGAGUUCUUUGUCGCAAGGGUGCAGACGUUUCUGCAUAUUGUAUUGGGGAUGGACUCUCGCCAUGGGCAGUUUGUGAGACGGUGCGAAAGCAACCCGGCGCUGUACACGCGGUGCACGAUCGUGUGGAUGGGCGAGUGGAGUGCGUCGAGUCUCAAGAAGAUUCCGGAGAUGCUCCUCACAUCGUCUGAGCUCCUGCAAGACGAAGUGCAAAAAGUGUUCCUGCUCAACAUGGUGCAUUUGAUCUACGAAUCGGUCCAAAGCGAUGGCGCCACCCCGCGCGAAUACAUUAGCUUCCUCCAAACGUGGCAAGACUUGUACACGGAGAAGUCCAAGCAGCUCGUGACCGAAGUCAAGCACUUGAAGAGCGGGCUCUCCAAGCUCGUGGAAGCCAGCACCACCGUGGACGAACUCAGCCGGUCCGCGGGUAUCAAGAAGAAGGAGCUGAGUGCCGCGCAAGUGAGCGCCGACGAAGCGAUGGACGAGAUCAAACAUGCGUUGGAUCGCGCGUCGGGCAACCGUCGCGAAGUGGAAGAUUUGAAGAAGCAACUGGCCAAGGCGGAGGAGGCGACGAACGGCCGUAAGCGCGAGAUCGAAGACGAGCUGAGCGAGAUCACGCCGGUGCUCGAGUCGGCCAAGCAGGCUGUGGGCAACAUCAAGAGCGACAACAUCAACGAAAUCCGGUCCCUGAAAAUGCCCCCCGAGCCCAUCCACGACGUGCUCUCGGCGGUGCUCAUGCUGCUGGGGAUCCAAGAUACGUCGUGGAACUCGAUGAAGAAGUUCCUCGGCAACCGCGGCGUCAAGGAAGACAUCCAAAACUAUGACACCCGACGCAUCACGCCCGACAUCUCCAAGGCUGUGACCAAGCUGCUCAAGGCCAAAUCAUCUUCCUUCGAGCACGAAAACAUCUACCGCGUCAGUGUGGCCGCGGCCCCGCUGGCCACGUGGGUCAAGGCCAACAUGAAGUACAGCGUCGUGAUCGCCAAGAUCGAGCCCCUUGAAGCGGACCUGGCAGAGGCCAAGCGGUCGUUGGAAGCAUCACAGGCGCGGCUGCUGUCGUGUGAAGGCGAACUCAAAGCCAUCGACGUCAAAGUGGACGAGAUGAAGCACCUGUUUGGGGAAAAGACGAAAGAAGCGGAAAUUUUGCGCGUGGGUCUGGAACGAGCAGAGUCGACGCUGCAAAAGGCGCAGGGGCUGCUGGGCAAGUUGGGGGGAGAGCAAACGCGAUGGUCGGCGCAAGUCAAAGAGCUCGAGAAUCGCGUCGUCGAACUUCCCAUGAAGCUGCUCAUGGCGUCCGGCUUCACUAUCUUCUUGGGCCAGUGCUCGGAAACGAAACGGCUGGCGGUGUCCAAGAGUUGGGAUGCGGCCAUGGAGUCGUCCACGUCGUUUGAGUACCGCAAACUCAUGAGCUCCGAGUCUGAAUUGCUCACGUGGAAAAGCAUGGGGCUUCCUGCGGACAACUUGAGCAUGGAAAAUGGACUCGUGGUGCAUUACACCAAGGAGCGGACGCCGUUCAUCAUCGAUCCUGCCAACGCCGCCACGGGGUGGCUGCAAGCCCACUUAGCCAAAGACACGACGCGGCCGCUGUCCGUCGUGCAGUCGCAAGAGCCGCGCUUCGUAUCGCUUGUCGAGCAAGCGGUGCGCUUUGGCAAGACGCUGGUGGUGCUGGAGGUGGAUUAUGUCGAGCCGUACUUGUACCCGCUGAUCCGUCGGGACUUGACCCAUCAAGGCCCCCGGUUUGUCGUGCAUUUGGGGGACAAGGACAUUGACUACAACGACAACUUCCGCAUGGUGCUGGUGACGCGCAACCCGGACCCGGAGCUCCCCCCCGACGCCCAAGCGAUUGUGAACGUGGUCAACUUCACUGUUACUAAGUCAGGCUUGGAAGGGCAGCUGCUCGGUGUGACGAUUCAAAACGAACAGCCGGAGCUCGAAGCCCAGAAAAGCGAGCUCCUUCGAAGCGAAGAAGAGUUCAAAGUGCAGUUGGCGGCUCUCGAGAAACAGCUGCUCGAGGCGCUGGCCACGUCCGAAGGGGACAUUCUCGACAACACGACGCUGAUCGAGAGCUUGACGCGCACGAAGUCGACAAGCGCCGACAUUGAAAGCGCGUUGAAAAAGUCCGCCGUCAAAAGCGAAGAGCUGGACGAACAACGGGCGAUCUACGCGCCGUUUGCUAGGGACGGUGCGCGACUGUUCUUCCUCGUCAAGGCGCUGCAUAGUGUGAACCACAUGUAUCGGUUCUCCCUGGCUAGCUUCAUCGGGUUGUUUCGGUCGACGCUAACCACGAAAAUGGACGUGGGCAACGUCAAGGAGCGCAUCACGCGGCUGUCACCAAUGCUUGAGACCAAAGUACUCAUGUUUGUGGGUCGGUCGCUGUUCAAAGAACACCGACCGAUGUUUGGGCUCCAUUUGAUCCAUGGCAUGCACCCCGAAGCGUUUGAAGACAACGAAUGGGAGUACUUUGUCGGGGACUUGCUGUCAGAUAUCAAGAAGGAGACGGCUCUACCCGACUGGGUGCCCCCCGAUCGCCGCGACAGCUACAACCUGUUUGUCGACACGUUUCCUAAACUGGCAGCGCAGGUCAAGUUUGACUCGUCCGACGUGUGGCUCCGAUGGUCCAAAGCCAUCGACUGCGAAGUGGCAUUCCACCCCAAGGUGGACAAGGCUCUCAGUGCGUUCCAGCGGGUCGUGCUCGUACAGGCGCUGCGUCCCGACCGCCUGCAAACCGCCAUCCACAACUUCAUCUGCACACUGCUCAAAGUCAAGACCCUCACGCCGCCGUCGCUCGACCUCAAGGACUUGUGCAUGACGGAAGCAUCCAGCGUCACGCCGGUCCUGCUCAUCACGACCGCAGGUGCAGACCCAUCCAAGGAACUCGAGGAAGUCGCGACGGAGAUCGUCGGCCGCGACCACUACUUUGGAGUGGCCAUGGGCGGGGGGCAGCAAGAGAAAGCUCUCGCGCUACUCCGGUCCACGGCGGACAAUGGCGAGUGGCUGUGUCUGCAGAACUUGCACUUGGUCGUGGCGUGGCUGGUGGUGCUCGAGAAGGAGCUGAACGGACUCACCCCCCACCGCAAGUUCCGGCUGUGGUGCACCACAGAGAGCCACGAUGCGUUUCCUCUUAUUCUGCUCGAACAGAGCCUCAAGGUCACGUUCGAGUCGCCGCCUGGCCUCAAGAAGAACCUCCAGCGAACGUACGCGACGUUUCAAAUCGAUGGCCCGGCGUCCCCCCAGCGCAUGCAGUUGCUGUUUCUGCUCGCGUUCUUCCACUCGUUGCUCCAAGAACGCCGGACUUACAUGCCGCAGGGGUGGACCAAGUUUUACGAGUUUAGCUUUGGCGAUUUACGGGCGGGGUUGAAUGUCAUGGAGAGCCUGAGUCAGGCCAAGGACAUGGACUGGGACACCAUCCACGGGCUCAUGGAGAACGCCAUCUACGGCGGCCGCAUCGACAACCCAUACGACCUGCGCGUCCUCCGGUGCUACCUUCAAAUGUACUUUGGAAACGACGUCCUCAGUGGCAAAACGUCGCUGUGCAAGGGUGUGAAGAUGCCAGCGUCCGACCAGCGAGCCGACUUUGCCGCGCUCAUUGACCACCUCCCGGACCACGAUCCCCCGCGCAUGUUUGGACUCCCCGACAACAUCGAGCGGUCCGUCCAGCGCACUGCGUCGUCGGCGGUGAUCGCCCAGCUGCGCACGCUCACGAGCAGCGAACAAGCGAGCAGCAAGUUUGAUCGCGAAAAGUGGCGGGGGCUGCUUGGGCCGCUGAUUGAAAACUGGGGCAAACUCACGUCAAGCUUCAACUUGGACCACAACACAACGGCUAGUGGCAUCCCCAAAGACAAGGUGGUGACCCCCGUGGAAGCGUUUGUCGCGAUGGAGAAUGCCGCGGCGACGGACUUGGCAUCGUCUGUGAACCAAAGUCUGCAAAGUUUGAAAAAAGUUAUCUAUGGCACGGGCCUGCUUACCCCCGCGAUCCAGACAAUUGCGGCGGCGCUGCUCGUGGGCCAAGUGCCGUCAGAUUGGAGCAAUCGAUGGGAGGCCAGCGAAGUGGUGCAAGUGUGGUUGCGGUCGCUCGCGCUGCGAAAGCGAGCAUUGAAUGAGUGGAAGGAGGACUGUGCCAAGGGCACGCUACUCAGUCGACCUCUCGACCUCUCGGACGUGCUGCAGCCAGGAACGUUCCUCAACGCACUGCGCCAGCAAGCCGCUCGAGCACUCAAGUGUUCGAUGGAUGGGAUGAAGCUCAUGUCAUGCUGGGAGAAGGACAAGACGACGUCAGGGUCCAUCGAGUGGUUCGCUAUUGGAGGCAUGUUGCUGCAAGGCGCGUCCUUCGAAGGUGGUACAUUGCAAGAACCAACGUCCGACGGACAAGAACUCAUCUCUGUGCCGACGUGCUACGUUGCGUAUACACGAGACGAAGAGCGAGAGCCGUACGCGAAAGACACGUACAUUAAGGUCCCGUUGUACUACUCGACGUCGCGAGAGCGCAUGUUGGUGGAGAUCUCGUUGCCUGUGGCCGGCGACCCGUCAAGAUGGAUUAUCGGUGGUGUAGCGCUGUUCCUUGGAGAGUAGCGAGGGCUGCCAUGAUGUUGUUAGCUUUGGCUUUAGAUGUGGACUAGUACAGUACAUACAUGGUAACACAUAAAUGACAUGUUGGAAGUUGAGAGGGGGAGAAAAUGGACUUCGAC